Molecule: messenger RNA, 2072 nt
Organism: Eucalyptus grandis
Lineage: Eukaryota; Viridiplantae; Streptophyta; Magnoliopsida; Myrtales; Myrtaceae
Product: probable transcription factor PosF21
Exons: 4
Coding region: 407-1669 (420 amino acids)
Biological process (GO): regulation of DNA-templated transcription
Cellular component (GO): nucleus
Molecular function (GO): DNA-binding transcription factor activity
Source: RefSeq, a predicted model, not a curated record
UCCCCUUCCCCCUUCCUCCCCUUCCAUUUUAUUCCCCCAUUUCCACAUGAAGAUCUGAUCUCUCUCUCUCUCUCUUCUCUGUCUGACUUCGCCUGCAAGAAUUUGUGUCCCUCUUACAAUCCCUAGACAGAGAGGUGCAUAAAAAUCGAAACUUUCACGCCCCCUUCCAGCUCCUCUCACUCCCCACCCGCCCUGCUCCUUCGUUUCCGUCCAUUCUCCGGCUCUCCGCUCUCCCCGGAUCUUCCUCGCUCUAGGGUUUUGCCCGCCUCCAUCGGCUUCCUUGUAAAGGCGGGAUUUUUAAGCUGCGGAAGUUGACCUCCGGGGGUCUUCUCGAUUGGGUCGAUCGUGUUUGGUCUCUAGGGGUCGCCAGCUUCAAGGUGGAUUGCGGGGAUUCCUUUGGGUCGCCAUGGAUAAGGACAAAUUGACCGGCCACAGCAGCGGGUUGCCGCCGCCCCCUUCCGGUCGUUUCGCCGGGUUCUCGCCCAAUGCCAACGCCUUCUCCGUGAAGCCAGAGCAGCCGUCGGCCGCCGCGAGCUCCUCCUCGUUCCUCCCCAUGGCCCAGGGCCAGAACCUGGUCUCCGACUUCAGCCACGACAUUAGCCGGAUGCCCGACAACCCGCCGAGGAACCGCGGCCACCGCCGCGCCCAUUCCGAGAUUCUCACUCUCCCUGAUGACAUCAGCUUCGACAGCGAUCUCGGGGUCGUGGGGGCCGCGGACGGCCCUUCGUUCUCGGACGAUACGGAGGAGGAUUUGUUUUCCAUGUACCUCGACAUGGAUAAGUUCAAUUCGUCCUCCGCGACUUCGUCGUUUCAGAUGGGAGAGCCUUCUUCUGCUCCUAUGGCCAUGCCGGGUGCUGGGGACUCCGGUUCGGGUGCUGCCCCGUCUUCUGCGGAGAACGUGGCUUCUGGGUCGACUGAGCGGCCGAGAAUUAGACAUCAGCAUAGCCAGUCUAUGGACGGGUCGACGAGUAUUAAGCCCGAGAUGCUUAUGUCGGGUUCAGAGGAUGCAUCUGCUGCAGAUGCCAAGAAGGCCAUGUCUGCUGCGAAGCUUGCUGAGCUUGCACUGAUUGAUCCCAAGCGUGCAAAGAGGAUCUGGGCAAACAGACAAUCGGCUGCAAGGUCAAAGGAAAGGAAGAUGCGAUACAUAGCUGAGCUAGAACGGAAAGUACAAACUUUACAAACUGAAGCAACAACUUUGUCUGCACAGCUGACUCUGCUGCAGGUAAGAGACACAAAUGGUUUGACUGCUGAGAAUAGUGAAUUGAAACUGCGGUUGCAAACAAUGGAGCAACAAGUUCAUUUGCAAGAUGCUUUGAAUGAAGCACUCAAAGAGGAGAUACAGCAUCUGAAGGUACUAACUGGCCAAUCUAUGCCCAAUGGUGGACCCAUGAUGAACUACCCUUCGUUUGGAAGUGGCCAGCAGUUCUAUCCCAACAACCAUGCGAUGCACACUCUUCUGGCUGCACAGCAGUUUCAACAGUUGCAGAUUCAGUCACAGAAGCAGCAACACCAGUUUCAACAGCAUCAACUGCAUCACCAACUUCAGCAGCAGCAGUUACAGCACGAACAGCAGCAACCAGCUGGGGACUUGAAAUUCAGAGCACCUAUUCCUUCUCCAAAUCAGAAAGAUGGUAAUGCAGCAGAGUCAAAUUCUUCUAAAAUGGAGUGAGUAGCUGCCUCUGGGCUUUGUAUCAAAAACAGCCGUCUCCUCUUAGUCUGUCACUAGCAGUAUUAAUUACCAUCUGUCAUCAGAUUAGGCGCAUACCCCUCCCUUUGGAAAAUUCAAAAAAAAAAAAAAAAAAAAAAAAAAAAAAAGUAGGACAAGAUUUAGGCUUUUCAUGGGACACAUACUGUUGAAUGCAUUUAUUUGUUUAUUUUUUGUUGCCAUGCUGUUUAAAUCUUUGAUCUGGAUUCAAGUUUCUCAUAGUAGGUUUGCUUUGUGAAUUAGUUACUUGUUGGGUACCUGUAGUGAUUCAGUAUAACUGAGAAUUUUAGUCUAAAUUGCCUGCUUCUAAAUUGCCGUUUACCCUUUUUGCUGUGAAGUUUGAGGAAGUGGAAUCCAGAUUUACUUA